Messenger RNA from Bombina bombina (fire-bellied toad), 1152 nucleotides. Its product is annotated as IgA receptor-like. Lineage: Eukaryota; Metazoa; Chordata; Amphibia; Anura; Bombinatoridae. The record is from RefSeq and is a predicted model, not a curated record. The coding region runs from base 1 to 1152 and encodes 383 amino acids. The transcript has 6 exons.
AUGUCCUUGUCCUGUGGAUCUAGCAGGACUUGUGAGACAGAUCCUCCGUGGUCCCCAUUUCACUUGAUGCAAGCAUCUGGAAUUGGAGGACCAGAACAUGAAUGUGAGGCUGACCGUGAGUACCAGGUACAAGUAAGAAAACCUAUAGAAGCUGACUGUGAGUACCAGACACAAUUAAGAAAACCUAUAGAGGCUGACCGUGAGUACCAGACCCAAGAAAGAAAACCUAUAGAGGCUGACCGUGAGUACCAGGCACAAGUAAGAAAACCUAUAGAGGCUGACCGUGAGUACCAGGCACAAGUAAGAAAACCUAUAGAGGCUGACCAGGCUGACCGUGAGUACCAGACCCAAGAAAGAAAACCUAUAGAGGCUGACCGUGAGUACCAGACCCAAGAAAGAAAACCUAUAGAGGCUGACCGUGAGUACCAGACCCAAGAAAGAAAACCUAUAGAGGCUGACCGUGAGUACCAGGCACAAGUAAGAAAACCUAUAGAGGCUGACCACCAAGAAAGAAAACCUAUAGAGGCUGACCGUGAGUACCAGACCAUAAGAAGAAAACCUAUAGAGGCUGACCGUGAGUACCAGACCCAAGAAAGAAAACCUAUAGAGGCUGACCGUGAGUACCAGGCCCAAGAAAGAAAACCUAUAGAGACUGACCGUGAGCACCAGGCACAAACCCAAGAAAGAAAACCUAUAGAGGCUGACCGUGAGUACCAGGCACAAGAAAGAAAACCUAUAGAGGCUGACCGUGAGUACCAGACCCAAGAAAGAAAACCUAUAGAGGCUGACCGUGAGUACCAGGCACAAGAAAGAAAACCUAUAGAGGCUGACUGUGAGUACCAGACCAAAGAAAGAAAACCUAUAGAGGCUGACCGUGAGUACCAGGCACAAGAAAGAAAACCUAUAGAGGCUGACCAGGCUGACCGUGAGUACCAGACCCAAGAAAGAAAACCUAUAGAGGCUGACCGUGAGUACCAGGCACAAGAAAGAAAACCUAUAGAGGCUGACUGUGAGUACCAGACCAAAGAAAGAAAACCUAUAGAGGCUGACCGUGAGUACCAGGCACAAGAAAGAAAACCUAUAGAGGCUGACCGUGAGUACCAGGCCCAAGAAAGAAAACCUAUAGAGGCUGACCGUGAGUACCAGGCAUAA